AUGUCUAGACCCAGUCCUUCUCCUUCUCCAGGCCCUGCGCCUCAAGCAAAUGGCUCCACGAGUCCUGCGCCCGCAAGCAAGACGCGCCAGAGCAUGGGGCCCUCGGCUCGUCCCCCAGCAGGACUCGCACCGCUCUCUCCACGUCCUCAGUCCCCUUCAAGUCGUCCUAGGAGCGAGAUGUUUGCAAAUAGCACCUCGUUCCAGACGCCAGAGUCCGAGGCCAUCGAUCAAUGGUUUGAGAAUCUCCAAAACUACGAGGCUACGCUGGAGGAAAUGGCUGCCGCUUCUCUCGAUGUCAACUUUAAGGAAGAAUUGAGCGCCAUUGAGCAAUGGUUCCGCGUCUUGUCAGAGGCAGAGCGCACCGCGGCUUUGUACAGUCUCCUUCAACAUUCUACUCAAGUUCAGAUUCGAUUCUUUAUCACCGUCCUUCAGCAGAUGGCACGUUCCGACCCGAUGACUGCACUUCUCAGCCCAGGUAUGGGUGGCAGUAUGCAAGCCCAAAUGGAGGCCAAGCUUCUGAGCAUGGGUUUGAAGUCACCUGGUAUCAAGGCUCCGGCAUCUCCGUCUGCCCGUACAUUCAACAACGCCCCAGCAAACACUACUGCCGCGGCUGCUUCGUCCACUCCCAGCAACAACUUCCUUACGCCCGACGCAGCCUUGGCCUCUCCAGCACCUGAUGCCGCCGCCACGCUCGCCCAACAGCGUGCAAGACUCAAAGCGAGUAACGCCGACGCCGCAUCCCGGCGUAUCUCCGCGCCCGGUACGCUCUCGAAUGCGGGGGAUGGGCGUAAUGUCUGGCAGCCACCUCAGCUCGGCCAGGUCACAGAGCGCGCUCCUUCUCCCGUCGUUGAGCAGACACCCCCCUCUCCAGGACCCACAAAUACGACCAGCGCUGCCCGCCCGAAGAGCACCGACUUUACGGGUGUCGCCAAUCAGUUUAAGAACCGCACAGGCUCUGUCACCGAGGCAGAUGCGCCUGGUCAAGAUGUCCUUUCGCCCAUGGGUGGUGGUAACUGGGCUAGCAUGGUGAACACACCACUCGUGCCCAUGUUUAGCGAAAACAAGCCCAAUCUCGACAGUGCAAGCGGAAAACUCGCCACUUGGAACAAGAGUAACAGCACCAAUGGACGUAUCGCUCUCGCCGAUGCCAAAGCGUUCAGACGUACUUCCAAGUCGUCUGCUCAAAGCCCCGAUGCCAACACGAGUGUCUACGGCGAUGAUGGAAAUCUCCUCGCUCCUCCCUCAGCGCGUAGCCAGACGAACAAGCCAGCAUCUGGAGCUGGGUCUGGCUUCAACCAGGCGUGGGGAGGCAUGCAAGCUCGUAGCCCAGCAUUGUCCAAUGCAUCCUCGAAUCGCUUUGCUACGCAAGAGGAGCAACUCGCCGCCGCUGCUGCUGCUGGGUUGCCGUUUGGAAUGGGAAUGGCCGGAAGCCCUAACAUGCCACUUGCGAUGAGCCCUCUCAUGGGUGGCCUCGGUGGCUUCAAUAUGAUGAAUCUUGGUAUGCCCAUGGAUCCUAUCCAGGCACAGUACCUCGCCGCUCAGAUUGCCGCUGGUCAAUUCGGUGCCCAGCUCGCUGGUAUGCAAAACCAGCAGAUGAUGAUGGGUCGCGGUGGACGUGGUGCUCCACGCGGUAUGCCUGGUAAAGGUGGCUCGCAAAAUGGACGUGAAGGGAACAAGGACAAGGAUGAAGAUGUCGAUCCGGCGCUUUUGAACGACGUGCCGGCUUGGUUGAGAAGUCUCAGGUUGCACAAGUAUACGCCCAACUUUGAAGGCAUGACCUGGCGCGACAUGGUUGUCAUGGACGAGGACGCGCUCGAGGCAAAGGGCGUUGCAGCGCUUGGAGCUAGACGCAAGAUGCUCAAGACUUUCGAGGUUGUUCGUGCCAAGAUGAACAUUCAGAUGCCUGGAGAGGACGCAUAA
This is a messenger RNA of Serendipita indica DSM 11827, 1920 nucleotides long. Lineage: Eukaryota; Fungi; Basidiomycota; Agaricomycetes; Sebacinales; Serendipitaceae. The record is from the annotation of a GenBank genome assembly.